UUUGCUGGUGAAUUGAGAAAUUCAAAUAUUUCGACCCAUGCGAAGAAUCAAAGUGGGUCUACGACUGAAACCGAUAAAAGCGAUAUUUUGUAAAUUUAAAAAUUACAUUCUUCAACCAGUUGACUCUAGCAACAGAGAGUCGUCAGAAUGUUAUCUCGAUACAUAAAAUCAAGAAUUGCGAUCACGUGUUUAUUCGGUUUUACAUGGUUUUACAACUGUGACUGAAUUCGCUCUUGUCUGCAGCUGAGCAGCAAUGGCGGUGACUUUUAUUUUAUAGCAGCUAUAUUGUAUGAACUUAUUUGAAAUCCAGUUUCAUCACAGGCGAGUAUUGCACCCGAAGACAUACUUCCUUGUUUGCGAAAUGCUGACGACAGUGAAAAUAUCGACGCUGUUAAAUUACAACCAAAGCUGUUAGUUUUCCCGCUAUAGCCGCGCAACGAUGAAGACGAAAUGUAAGUAAAUUCAAUAAAUUUUAUUAAUAUAACUUCGAAAUUACUAUAUGACUACCUUGUAGUAAACCUACGUCCUCGUCGAAUAAAAUUUUAUACGAGUCUUAAUUUCUGAAUUACUGGGAUCUGCUGAAAUUAUCAAUCAAGCCAUUCUUAAUUAGUUGAGGAAAUCGUUAAAUCGUUUGAAAUGAUAGUUUGUCAUUAGUUUAUAUUGACACCUUUUUAUUUCAUCCAAUUUCUAGGUAAAUAAGGUAAUAAUCAUAACCGAUUAAUUGCGGCACUGCAAUGUGCGUCAUUUCGGACGCACGUAGUGUCUUUAAAAAAAAAAGAACAAAAUUUCAUUUUCCCGCAAGCUGGCUCGUGGUAUAUAAUAAAGAUAUUCGAUAUCACGCAGGUGAUAUAAAAAAUAAAAUCCCGAAUUCAUUCGUUUAAUGAAUUUUGAACCCUGUCUCGCAGGCUCCGAUUACGACGAGGACAAACCGCUGCUAGUUUUGGCUCUGGAUUCCGAAAGAUUGCGAUUCACUUCUGAGCCGAUAUGUAAAACUGCGGUUCCACGGGGUGCCGUAAGACACAUCGGCAGAUGGCCUGCUCACGUUUUCACAGCUUUUAUUGUCGGCUGUUUGACAUUAGCUGGUGUAAUUUUUUUCACCCUCAUCACGACCAUCCUCAUGAUCCCAUCCGGGGAAAGGUGUCGGGUGUCGCGGAAUCUACACGUAAACGAUCUUCCCAACAUCUACUUUAUAAAACACGAGAAUCACAAAUGGAAGCCUCAUGAAUUAUGCUACAUCGAAACCACCGCGAGGACUCACAAAAAUCUUACCGUUUACUUGAUCAAUUUAUUGGCUGAAAAUCAAACCGAUUCCGGCAAGUUUCGUCCGAAGCUUCUCUCGGAAGGAAAAAAUGAGGCGAGUAAUUCUUACGCAGGCAAUAUAAUGUCGCUAGAUAUUUCGGACGAUCGUCGUCAAUUGAUUGGAAAUGAAAGCGAGAUGGCCGAAAGCGCAUUGACGUCCGACGACAGAGAAAGCAGGAAAAAGCUGGAAGAAUUUAACUCGAAUAUAAAAACCAUCGACGUUCCGAUUCAACGCUUUUUCAACGGAUCGAGACUAGCUGGGAUUUCUGAUCAGCUUAAUGAAAAAAUUCUGGAAAUGGCGGCCAGGGCUUACGUCCUGUGGAAUUAUCCUGGAGUAGCUUUGGACCCCGCGUUAUAUCACAGUCUGAAAUACCUCAAAGGGUAUCUCUGCGAGAAUGACGAGGAAAACGGAUGUGUAAAGGAUACAACAGCGGCCGUAGAAUUCAACGGGGAUAUUCAGGCGUCCGCUGUACCGUGUCAAGCUUUCAUGGAUUACCUGAUUCGACAAAUAGCGAUGGAAAAGUUUCCAGAUCAAGAAGCGAUUCUGAACAAAGCGAUCGCUCAUUUCUGCCCAAGAUCGAUGACGAGGUGUCUAGGGGUUCGAAUACUUGAGCACGAUUCCCGAGCGAUUACUGAAAAAGAAAAUCUUGACUGUCCAACGAUAUCGGGUACUCCGGAUUUUGCGUCCCAAAAAAUAGAGGACAAACCGAAGACGGAGGAGGAGAAGAUCGUUUGAUAUAGUUCAUUGAUCCAUCGGUACAGCGAUUGGUGCUAAAAUAAAUUAAAAAACCAAAAUAUGAUAAAAAUAAAAUACUCUAUUCAAAACGUGUAAAAAGAAGCGUGUCACAAAGUACGAGUAAUAUUAUAUACGUAUACAUAUAUAUAGUAAAAUAUUAUGAUAAUAUAAAAGUUUUAUGAAUGUAAAAACGUAUGGCGAGGAAAAGGUUUGCUUUCGGUCGAACGAAAUCGAUUUUUGCGUGGUUCGGAAAUGAGCGGAUGUGUAAUUAUCGGAAUUUCCUGUCUUCGUAGAGCUCCAGAACUCCCAACCACAUCCAAAACUCUCCGACUUGAAGAAUAAUUUUUAAUCAUUACUUUUAAAAAUUAUAUUUACCGCUGUAAAAUUUAUCAAUCGACGUACGAAUUAUAACGACUGUUCCAACGGUGUAAAUUAUAGCUGUCGUGAUUUUCAGAUUUCCAAAAAACAACCAGAUAGCCACCGCUGCGUCACCUACGUCACAGACGAUGUCGGCCAUGCAUAAAACCAUCGAGGGAAAACUCCAUUGCGCGUCCCUCUAUUAUUCGUUAAAGGGUAAUUAAUCAAUCGAAGAAAUCAUUAAAUUCUUGACAUAAAUUUAUUUUUUAAUAUUAUCAAAUUUCCUCACCGUUACAAGGGAGUAAACCAACAUGCUGGCGGCAAUCGAAGAGACGAGGGCGUAAGGCGCCGAAUAUCCGAGAUUUAAGGUAACGACGGUGCGACUUGGCGACACGAAAUCGCUAACGAUCGGUCCAUUCUCGAGUAAUCUGUACUCUGAUUUUCCAUAAAGAACGCCGCUGUAACUCAACACCAGAACUGAACUGGCAAGCAAAACUGCUUGAAGAGUACAGUAAAGCUCGCGGUUUUUCGUGAGUCGGAGGGAUUGGGUUUUGAUUGAACUCGACGACUCAAAGAUUCUGCUUUUAUCGUCGUCUCUUGAUUCAGAGUCGCCCGAUUUAUCCUGAACAUAUUUUUGAAUUCAGAAGAAUUUUGCGCGAGCAAAGGGAGCGUGAAAUUUUUAACUUUUACCGGUACCGGGCGAACGCGCCCUUCCCGCCUCUUCUUAAUUUUUUUAUAAUUUUCUUCAUUCUUGCAGAUUUCGGUAAAAGUGUUUCUCAUUUCAGGGCCGAAUUAUGCCUCGAAACGAUUUUUGAAUUCCUCAGUCGCCAUGAAACAUUCGCAGCUGAUUCGCACCGACAUCGACUGAGCUUUUGAAGGAAGCAACGAUAAAAAGGAUUUGCCGGUCUGCUUUUUUUUUCAUGUAUAUUUUUUUUCUUUUCUUUCUACCCUAUGUCAACCAAUUUCAAAAAGGUAUAUGGGUUCAAAAUUUCCAAGUGUAUGCGGCACAGGCAAAUAUCGUAAAUUUCUAGUCUGGAAAUGCAUUGAGGGAUUAAGAAGAUAUCCUUUUUCAAAAAGAUAAUGGGCCGAUUUUCGAGGAAGUGCAACCUUUGCGGUGUCGGUUCUAUCUUGGAAAAAAAUAAAAGAUCGGUAAGUUCGCAAAGACGCAAUUCAUAGCUGUCGGUAAAUUCUGUCAAAAGACGCGAGAACGAGAAGGAAGUCGCGAAAAAUGUCAUCAAUUAAUCCAGAUAUGUUAAAGUCGUAACCGCAAUCGGGGGGAGACGAGAAAGGAGUAUGGGAUUCCGUAGUCGACGAAAAUCCGCCGCUUCCUCAGGAUUUGUAUAGAUAUAAUAUUACAAAGAUUUUGUCUCAUUAAUUUUUUAUUCCGUUCUCCUUCUAUCGCAUCGAGUUUCGAAACGUUAUACAUAAGUAUAGACGAAGAAGGUUAAUCAGAGUCCCUGCCUGUUAAAAUAAACCAGUUGUCUCUGUUAUUCCAGCGUUUGGGAAAAAUCGCCUGUAAUAUUUGCGACCAAUAUUUCUUCGGGACCUCGGCA
This is a messenger RNA of Athalia rosae (coleseed sawfly), 3945 nucleotides long. RefSeq lists its product as uncharacterized. The transcript is spliced from 6 exons. Bases 881 to 2035 code for a protein of 384 amino acids. Lineage: Eukaryota; Metazoa; Arthropoda; Insecta; Hymenoptera; Athaliidae. The record is from RefSeq and is a predicted model, not a curated record.